AAAAACUUAACACAUUCUCAUUGCCUCAUCAAAAGAGCUUCUUGUUUUAAUUCCUAUAUGUGGUAAUAAAGCAUGGAAGGUAGUGAUGUGUUUAGAGUUAGCAGUGCAAGGAUAAGUAGUUCUAACAUAUGGAGAAAUAGUGGAAGAGAUAUCUUUUCUCGAUCUUCAUUAGAUGAAGAUGAUGAAGAAGCACUGAAAUGGGCUGCUAUUGAAAAACUACCAACAAAUCUUCGAUUAGAAAGAGGGAUAUUAACCGAAGAAAAAGGGCACCCAAGAGAGAUUGAUAUCAAGAAUCUUGGAUUAGUUGAAAAAAGGAAUCUUUUGGAAAGACUUGUAAAAAUUGCAGAAGAAGAUAAUGAGAAGUUCUUGUUAAAGCUUAAGAAUCGCAUUGACCGAGUUGGGCUUCAACUUCCAACUAUUGAAGUCCGGUUUGAGCAUUUGAACAUUGAUGCAGAAGCUUAUAUCGGAGGGAGGGCACUGCCAACCAUAUUUAACUUUCUGGUUAAUAUUUUCGAGGGAUCUUUAAAUUAUCUUCAUCUUUUUCCUAGUAGAAAGAUCCCUUUACCAAUUCUUCAUGAUGUUAGUGGUAUUAUUAAGCCUGGAAGGAUGGCGUUGCUAUUAGGUCCACCAAGCUCAGGAAAAACGACAUUGCUUUUGGCUUUGGCUGGAAAACUCGGGACAGAUUUACAAGUGUCAGGUAGAGUAACUUAUAAUGGGCAUGGAAUGGACGAAUUUGUCCCUCAACGUUCAUCUGCUUACAUAAGUCAACAUGAUCUUCAUAUUGGAGAAAUGACAGUAAGAGAAACAUUAGCUUUCUCUGCAAGAUGCCAAGGUGUUGGAGCAAGUUAUGAAAUGUUGGCAGAAUUAUCGAGGAGAGAAAAAGAAGCAAACAUUAAGCCAGAUCCUGAUCUUGACAUCUACAUGAAGGCAGCAUCACUAGAAGGACAAGAGGCUAGUGUUGUCACCGAGUAUGUUAUCAAGAUUUUAGGCCUUGAAGUUUGUGCUGAUACUGUAGUAGGUGACGAAAUGUUUAGAGGUAUUUCUGGAGGCCAAAAAAAGCGAGUCACAACAGGGGAAAUGAUGGUGGGACCAGCAAGGGCAUUGUUCAUGGAUGAAAUAUCAACUGGAUUAGACAGUUCAACGACUUUUCAAAUUGUAAAUUCCAUUAGGCAAUCAAUCCACAUUCUUCAGGGCACUUCUGUAAUUUCACUCCUCCAACCCGCUCCAGAAACUUACGAACUAUUUGAUGACAUCAUCCUUCUCUCGGAUGGACAAAUUGUUUACCAAGGUCCACGCGAGAAUGUUCUUGAGUUCUUUGAGCAAAUGGGUUUCAAAUGUCCCGAAAGAAAAGGAGUUGCAGACUUCUUGCAAGAAGUGACAUCAAGGAAAGAUCAAGAGCAAUAUUGGACACGAAGAGACCAUAGCUACAAUUUUGUGACAUCAAGAGAGUUUGCAGAAGCAUUCCAGUUAUUUCAUGUUGGAAGAAGUCUAGGAGAUGAACUUUCUACUCCAUUUGAUAGAAGUAAAAGCCACCCUGCUGCUUUAACAAAAAAAAAGUUUGGUGUAAGCAAAAAGGAAUUAUUAAAAGCUUGCACUUCUAGAGAGUAUUUGCUCAUGAAAAGAAACUCCUUUGUGUAUAUAUUCAAGAUGACACAGCUUAUUUUCAUGGCUACCAUUACAUUGACACUGUUCUUAAGAACUGAAAUGCCAAAAAAUACGUUGGUUGAUGGGACAAUUUUCAUGGGUGCUUUGUUUUUCAUAUUAGUCAUGAUUACAUUUAAUGGAUUCUCAGAGUUAGCAUUGAGCAUUAUGAAACUUCCUGUGUUUUACAAGCAAAGAGACCUUCUCUUUUUUCCUGCUUGGGCAUACUCUAUACCUACAUGGGUUCUGAAGAUCCCAGUGACAAUUGUUGAAGUUGCCACAUGGGUGAUUAUGACUUAUUAUGUCAUAGGAUUUGAUUCAGAUCCCGGAAGGUUCUUCAAACAAAUGUUUUUGCUCAUUUGCAUUCAGCAAAUGUCGUCUGCUUUAUUUCGUUUCAUGGGAGCAUUGGGAAGAAAUAUCAUUGUUGCAAACACAUUUGGAUCAUUUGGGUUGCUUACUAUAUUUGUUCUUGGUGGAUUCAUCUUGGCAAGAGAUGAUAUUAAGGGUUGGUGGAUAUGGUGUUAUUGGUUUUCACCUAUGAUGUAUGGACAGAAUGGUGUAGCUGUGAAUGAAUUCCUUGGAAAGAGUUGGUCAAAAGUUUUACCAAACACCACAGAAACAAUAGGUGUCACUAUCCUCAAAUCACGUGGAAUUUUCCCAGAGGCAAGAUGGUAUUGGAUAGCCGUAGGUGUUUCAAUUGCAUACGUUUUCAUCUUCAAUAUCUGCUUCACCUUGGCUCUUGAAUACCUUAAUCCCUUUGGGAGCUCUCAAACAGUUCUAUCUGAAGAAAGCAUGGCUGCAAGAAAAGAUAUGAAAACAAUCCAACCAAUUGAAUCAUCAUCUAGAGCUCCAUCAUCAAUGCCAAUGUCAUCAAGAGUGGGAAGUAUUAAUGACAUAGAUCAAAACAAGAAACGUGGAAUGGUUCUACCUUUUGUCCCCCUUUCCAUUACAUUUGAUGAUAUCAAAUAUGCAGUGGAUAUGCCUCAGGAAAUGAAAGCUGAAGGUGUAGCACAAGAUAGGCUAGAGUUAUUAAAGGGUGUAAGUGGUGCUUUUAGGCCAGGAGUUCUAACAGCUUUAAUGGGGAUUAGUGGUGCUGGAAAGACCACAUUAAUGGAUGUUUUAGCUGGAAGAAAAACCGGUGGAUAUAUUGAGGGGAGUAUUACAAUCUCUGGAUAUCCAAAAAAGCAAGAAACAUUUGCUCGGAUAGCAGGAUAUUGUGAGCAAACUGAUAUUCACUCCCCUCAUGUCACUAUCUAUGAGUCCUUACAAUAUUCCGCAUGGCUUCGUUUACCUCCUGAAGUUGAUUUGGCAACCAGACAGAUGUUUAUUGAGGAGGUGAUGGAGCUAGUGGAGUUGGUUCCAUUAAGGGAAGCCCUUGUGGGAUUACCUGGAGUGAAUGGGCUUUCAACCGAGCAAAGAAAGCGGUUGACAAUUGCAGUAGAGUUAGUGGCUAACCCGUCUAUAAUUUUCAUGGAUGAGCCAACAUCAGGACUUGAUGCAAGAGCAGCAGCCAUCGUUAUGAGAACAGUGAGAAACACGGUUGACACGGGUAGAACAGUGGUGUGUACUAUUCAUCAACCAAGCAUUGACAUCUUUGAUGCUUUUGAUGAGUUAUUUCUUUUGAAAAGAGGAGGUGAAGAAAUAUACGUUGGUCCAUUGGGACGACAUUCUUCUCACUUAAUCAAGUACUUUGAGGAAAUCGAUGGAGUGCACAAAAUCAAAGAUGGUUACAAUCCGGCAACAUGGAUGUUAGAGGUGACAUCAGCAUCACAAGAAGCAAUUCUAGGGGUUGACUUUGCAGAAGUGUACAAAAACUCAGAACUAUACAAAUCAAAUAAAGAAAUGAUAAAGGAAAGUAGCAAACCAAUACCCGGUUCUUCUGAUAUACAAUUUCACACUCAAUAUUCACAAUCUUUUUGGACACAAUGUAUGGCAUGCUUAUGGAAACAACAUUGGUCUUAUUGGAGAAACCCUCCAUACACUGCUGUGAGGUUCUUGUUUACAACUUUUAUAGCAUUGAUGUUUGGAACAAUCUUCUGGGAUAUGGGGUCCAAAAGGGAAAAGAAACAAGAUCUCUUCAAUGCUAUGGGUUCUAUGUAUGCUGCUAUACUUUUUAUUGGUGUACAAAAUGCCACGUCAGUUCAACCAGUUGUUUCUAUUGAAAGAACAGUCUUUUAUAGGGAAAGAGCAGCUGGGAUGUAUUCAGCUUUACCAUAUGCUUUUGGACAGGUUGUGAUUGAGAUCCCAUACAUUUUUGUUCAAACUAUUGUAUAUGGGAUCAUUGUAUAUGCAAUGAUUGGAUUCGAGUGGACAAUAGUCAAGUUCUUUUGGUAUCUUUUCUUCAUGUACUUCACCUUCUUGUACUUCACAUUCUAUGGAAUGAUGACAGUUGCAGUAACACCAAAUCACAACUUUGCUGCUAUCAUCUCAUCAGCAUUUUAUGCAAUUUGGAAUCUUUUUUCAGGGUUCAUUGUUCCAAAAACAAGGAUACCCAUAUGGUGGAGAUGGUAUUAUUAUAUAUGUCCGAUUGCAUGGACAUUAUACGGAUUAGUUGCUUCACAAUUUGGGGAUAUAACAGAUAGACUUGAUUCAGGUGAAACAGUUGGAGAGUUUAUCCAUGAUUUCUAUGGUUUUGAAUAUGAUUUUAUAAAAUAUGUCGCGGUGAUUAUUGUGGGAUUCACUGUUCUUUUUGGGUUCAUUUUCGCGUAUUCUAUCAAGGCGUUUAAUUUUCAAAGACGCUAGUGAAAAGAAUCAAAAGAUCAUGAGGUUCAUCGAAGAUGAACUCAUGGGUAUCAGCAGUAUGUAAAUCAACAAACUUGUAUCAUGUUUUAGCUAUGUCCUACUGAAUAGAGAGUGUUAUGAGUCGUUUGAUAAAUAUAUGUGGAAAUAGUAGAAUGUAUGUAUGUAUUCGAAAUGAAAGGAAGAAAUUUUGAGUUGUA
This is a messenger RNA of Lactuca sativa (garden lettuce), 4580 nucleotides long. RefSeq names its product pleiotropic drug resistance protein 1. The record is from RefSeq and is a predicted model, not a curated record. Gene Ontology annotation, molecular function: ABC-type transporter activity; ATP hydrolysis activity; ATP binding. Lineage: Eukaryota; Viridiplantae; Streptophyta; Magnoliopsida; Asterales; Asteraceae. Gene Ontology annotation, cellular component: membrane.